CUGUAAACAAUGCAGAGCAACAGCCACAACGACCAGGAAGAGCUUCUGUCGCCUCAAUCGCCACCGCCUCAAUACGCAUUUGUCAGCACACCAUUGGAGCAGCAGCUGCUGCAUCAACAGCAGCAACUUCCUCCAACCGUCAUAGUUAACAAUACAACUGUAAUACAUCCACAACUUUCCGUACCAAUUGAAUUUGUUUAUGCAAACCAUUUCUGCAACGACACACCAAGAGAUGUUCGACGAAUUUUCAUUCGCAAUCUGUUCCUUGUCAUAGCUGCCCAAUUUCUUCUGAUCGGGGGAAUUAUUGCGAUCGUAAUUUUUGUGCCAUUUGAGCAGCUGGACAAGUGGAAUAAAAGGGACUCAACACAAUUUUACAUUAUAUGGAUCGUGUCGAUCGCAGUUCUGGCAAUAAUUUCAUUUUGGGAACGAGUCCGUAGAAUCCCACCGGCUAACUGUAUUACGAUGGUUAUUUUCACCAUCUUCCAAGGCAUAACUUUGGCUUGCGCAGCUACUUUUAAAGUUUUAUCGCUGGUUCUUCUCGCAUCAGUCGGAAGCACAAGCGUAGUGUGCUUGGCCACGGCACUGUUCGAGUUCCAAAGUCGUUAUCAUCUGGGAAACUUCAGAUCAGUACUGUACGUUUGGACACUAAAUAUUCUUUGCUCCGGCAUCUCCUUAUCGUUUCUGAGUGCCGACAAAGCUGGCAUUGCUGCUGGAUUAUCGACCAUGUUCUGUACAUACCUGGUCGUCAAUGCGCAGAUGAUGGUUCACGGCACCACUCAUUACGUACUUACUCCGAAGGAAUAUGUAUUCGGGGCCAUGAACAUUUAUGUGGACAUUGUUCAUGCGAUAUUGGUUUGUUUGGCAGGCAUUGGAUUAUGUAGCGGUUGCAUUUUAAGCUGUUCCUGUCUAAGAAAUAGUUCUUAAUCAAGAAAGUCCACCGAAAUACAAUCUGCCUCAUAAUUUCGAUGGCUCUCGAAUCUUUUCCUGUCUUUUGAACAGACAAUGCCAUUUUCCAGUGA
This is a messenger RNA of Bradysia coprophila, 1019 nucleotides long. Its product is annotated as protein lifeguard 2-like. The record is from RefSeq and is a predicted model, not a curated record. Lineage: Eukaryota; Metazoa; Arthropoda; Insecta; Diptera; Sciaridae. Gene Ontology annotation, cellular component: membrane.